Molecule: messenger RNA, 3286 nt
Organism: Sander lucioperca (pikeperch)
Lineage: Eukaryota; Metazoa; Chordata; Actinopteri; Perciformes; Percidae
Product: mucin-5AC-like
Exons: 24
Coding region: 1-3273 (1090 amino acids)
Cellular component (GO): extracellular matrix
Molecular function (GO): protein binding
Source: RefSeq, a predicted model, not a curated record
AUGGCAAACGAGUGGCUGCUGUGGCUGACCCUGUCUGCCAUUGUAGCUGCUUGGCACAGCGUCUUACUUUUCUCAACAGAGGCAAAGUCUGCUGUGAACACCUUCUCCUCCCAGAUUCCGGAAAAAUUAACAGGUGUGAGUCCCAUCCACAAUGGCCAGGUCUGCAGUACGUGGGGUAACUUCCACUUCAAGACCUUUGAUGGAGAUGUUUUCCAGUUGCACUCGACUUGCAACUACGUCUUGACCUCUUCAUGCAGGAACAGUUACAAGGACUUCAACAUCCAGAUAAGAAGACAGGAGGCUGGCAACCAUCACACCAUCAAAAACAUCAUUAUGAAGCUGGAAGGUUCAGUAGUGGAGCUCUCUGAGGGCUCAGUGGUUAUCAAUGGAAAACCAGCCACCCUACCAUUCAGUCAAGCAGGAGUGCUCAUUGAGAAAACUCCCACCUACAUCAAAAUCAAAGCAAAGCUGGGUUUAGUUGCUAUCUGGAAUGAGAAGGACGCUUUUAUGGUGGAACUAGACCUUAAGUACAAGAACCAAACCUGCGGUCUUUGUGGAGACUUCAAUGGGGUCCAGGUCUAUGAUGAGUUCUACAGCCAUGGUGUAAAAAUAUCCCUCAUGGAUUUUGCUAACUUCUGGAAAAUGGAUGGUCCAACUGAAAGCUGCUCUGACAACACGGUGAAAUCAACACAAAGCUGCAACAACAUGAAACCUCUGUGUGAGCAGAUCCUUACAGGGCCAGCCUUCAACAGCUGUCACAGUCUGCUGGAUGUUGCCUCCUUUACUUCUGCUUGUGUUGCAGACCUCUGCAACUGUGACAGUGGCAUUAAUGAACACGUUGACCCCUUCUGCCUGUGCAACACUGUGUCGGAGUUCUCCAGACAGUGUGGACAUGCGGGUGGCAAACCCCAAAACUGGAGAACCAAAGAGCUCUGCUGGAAGUCAUGUCCCAACAAAAUGGAGUACAAUGAGUGUGGGAGACCCUGUGCUGAUACCUGCUCCAACCCAGAGGCCAGCCACACCUGUGAUCACCACUGUAUUGAUGGAUGCUUCUGCCCUGCAGGCACUGUGCUGGAUGAUUUAAACGGAAAGGGUUGUGUCCGAUUAAACGAGUGCUCCUGCAGCUACAACAGCAAGAUCUAUGGACCGGGGGAGUCCUACUCCAGUAACUGCAAAAAAUGUGUGUGUGCGAGUGGCCAGUGGACGUGUACGGAGGAGAACUGUCCAGGAACCUGCUCUGUGGAGGGAGGAGCCCACAUCAACACCUUCGAUGAAAAAGUCUACACCUUCCAUGGGGACUGCUCCUAUGUGCUGGCUAAGGACUGCAGUGGAUCCAAGUUUGUGGUACAAGGAGAACUAGAGCAGUGUGGACUGACUGAGAGUGAGACCUGCCUCAAGUCUGUUACCUUGGGUUUGUCUGGAGGGCUUAAUGUGAUCAAAAUCCAGUCCAAUGGCAAGGUUUUUGUGAAUGGCAUCUACGCUCAGUUACCCUUCUCUGCUGCUGGGAUCUCCGCCUUCAGAGGGUCCUCUUACUACCUGCUGGUGCAAACGUCUGUUGGUGUUCUGUUGGAGGUGCAGAUCCAGCCAGUCAUGCAGCUCUACGUCAAAGUGACCAGUGACUACAAGGCCAAGACCUGUGGUGUGUGUGGGAACUUCAACGGUAACCAAGCUGAUGACUUUCUAAAGCUCAGUGGCGUUCCAGAUGCCACAGCAGCUGGUUUUGUCAACAGCUGGAAGACACAUGCUGGUUGCCCUGAUGUUAAGAGCAACUUUGAGAACCCCUGCAGUCUUAGUCUGGAUAAUGAGAAGUACGCCCAGCACUGGUGCUCCAUGCUGAGUGACCCUCAGGGAGUGUUUGCCUCCUGUCACUCAGAGAUCAGCCCUGACUCGUACAAAGAGAACUGCAUGUAUGACAGCUGUAACUGUGAGAAAAGUGAGGACUGUAUGUGUGCUGCAGUCUCCUCCUAUGUCCAUGCCUGUGCAGCUGCAGGAAUCCAGCUCACCGGCUGGAGGGCGACCAUCUGUGGGAAAUAUGCUAGCUCGUGCCCCAGCCGCAUGGUCUACUCCUACAACGUCACGUCCAGCAGUCGCACCUGCCGCUGCAUCAGCACCACAGACCCCAGCUGUCACUUCUCUUUCCCGCCAAUCGAUGGCUGUAUCUGUGCAGAGGGAACCUAUCUGGAUGACACUGGGAAGUGUGUCCCAUCUCAGGCUUGUCCUUGUUAUCACAAAGGCUCAGUGGUGCCUCCUGGACAGGUCGUCAACAAGGAUGGGGUCAUGUGCACCUGUAAGGAGGGCAAACUCAGCUGCUUUGGAGAGGUUAUUAUACAGCCAUCCUGUGCUCCUCCCAUGGUGGCCUUCAACUGCUCUGCUAAUGACCCAGUUGCAAAAGGAACUGAGUGUGAGAAGAGCUGCAACACAUUAGACAUGGCCUGUAUGGCCACAGGGUGUGUCUCCGGCUGUAUGUGUCCAUCUGGGAUGGUGUCUGAUGGUAAAGGAGGCUGCAUUAAGCCAGAGGCCUGUCCUUGUGUUCACAACGGUGUCUCCUACCAGCCUGGAGAGACCACCAAGGUGGACUGCAACACCUGCACUUGUAAAGACAGGAAGUGGCACUGCACUACCAACCAGUGUGAUGGAACCUGCUCUGUCUAUGGUGAUGGACACUACAUGACUUUUGAUCAGAAGCGCUUCACCUUUGAUGGCAACUGUGAAUACAUUCUCGCUCAGGACUACUGUGGCAGUGCUCAGAGUAAUGGAACCUUCAGAGUGGUCACUGAGAAUGUUCCCUGUGGAACCACAGGAACCACCUGCUCCAAGACCAUCAAGAUCUUCCUGGGGAGUGCAGAACUGAUUCUAGCAGAGGAAAGCUACCAGCUGCUUUCAAGUGGAAAUGAAGAAACAGUUCCAUUCAGUUACAGCACUAUGGGCAUCUACCUGGUAAUUGAAGCCAACAAUGGACUCAUUUUCAUGUGGGACAAGAAGACCACCUUGUUCAUCAAGCUCAGCCCAAAAUAUAAGGGUUCUGUGUGUGGGCUGUGUGGCAACUAUGAUGACAAUGCAAAUAAUGACUUCACCACAAGGUGCCAUGCUGUGGUGGUCAACCCACUGGUGUUUGGGAACAGCUGGAAGGAUUCACCAAGCUGCCCCGAUGCUCACAGCAUCACCAGCCCCUGCACAGCCAACCCAUACAGACAGGCGUGGGCCCAGAAACAGUGCAGCAUUAUCCAGAGUGACGUCUUCUCUCCCUGCCACUCCAUUGUAGGUUGUUGUUGAAGUGGAGACCAUG